Messenger RNA from Maniola jurtina (meadow brown), 946 nucleotides. It is a transcript of the gene Prosbeta7, whose product is annotated as proteasome subunit beta type-4. The record is from RefSeq and is a predicted model, not a curated record. Bases 113 to 904 code for a protein of 263 amino acids. Gene Ontology annotation, cellular component: proteasome core complex. NCBI's taxonomy places the organism in Eukaryota, Metazoa, Arthropoda, Insecta, Lepidoptera, Nymphalidae. The transcript has 5 exons.
AAACUGUCAAAUGUCAACUGUCGAACUGCCGAACAGUUUGUCAUCGUGUAAACAAAAAAUCUUAUAAAAUUUUGUAUUUUCUAGUUAAUUUACUUGAGAUUUGAUAGUAAAAAUGUCGUUUAUGGGUGAUCUGAUGAAUCCGGCACCGCUGUGGCACAACGGUCCGUCACCGGGCUCGUUUUACAGCUUCCCAGCAAAUGCAACCUCAUUGAAACCUGCAAGUCACACAGUCCAAAAUUUUCGAGCGCACUCAGCAACACCAAUCACCACAACAACAACAGUCAUAGGCCUCAAGUUCGACAAGGGUUGUGUGAUAGCAGCAGACACGCUCGGUUCAUAUGGAUCACUCGCCCGUUUCCGUGACUGUCCUCGUGUGUUGAAGGUCAACGACCUGACGCUGCUGGGCUCUGGGGGCGACUAUGCAGAUUAUCAGUACUUGAAGGAUAUCAUUGAGCAGAAAAUUAUUGAUGAACAGUGCAUCGGUGAUGGUCUGCAGCUGAAGCCAAAAUCCCUACACUGCUGGCUCACCAGGGUACUGUACAACAAGAGAAGCAAGAUGGAUCCCCUGUGGAACAACUAUGUUGUUGCUGGAAUCCAGGACGGAGAGCCUUUCCUGGGUGCGGUGGACAAGCUAGGCACAGCAUAUGAAGACGACACCAUUGCUACUGGCCUGGGAGCUUACAUGGCCACUCCGCUGUUACGUCAGGCCAAUGAGAAGGGACUUCUGGACGAAGAGGCUGCCAAGGCCCUAGUACGCAAAUGCAUGGAGGUCCUAUUCUACCGCGACGCGCGUUCGUUCCCUCGCUACCAGCUAGGCAUAGUGACCUCUGCCGGCGUUACUGUUGAAGAGCCGGUGGAGCUCAAGCAUGACUGGUCGCUGGCGCACAUGAUCCAUAUGAAGUGAAUAUAGCGAAAAUACUGUAUUUUAAUAAAAAGUGUUAAAAUG